GGGUAAAAAAAAAUAAGAAUAAAACUGACGUGUCCUAAUAAUCAACAACGUGGCAACGCGACAGUGCAUCCGUUUAUGUCCUUGCGUCAUUUUUACUCGAGCAAUUUCUUUCUCGCGCGUCGCGAUGUUAACGUGUUAGAGAAAGGGAAGAAAAAAGGAACCGAGUCAAGAAUUUGUCGACAAUUUCAGCGUUUUUUGUUCGGCGCGGAGCAGGAGCGAAGGUUAUGUUCGUGUAAGUGAUGACACUUCGACCGGCAUAAAUCAUUCGUUUUAAUUCUCCACUGUCAUCGUCAUCAUUGAGAAUUUAGAAUCGAGUAGAGUGCGUGCAUUCGUUCGCGAUAUGCGGUGACGAGCGGCGGACUUCUAACCUAACAAGCCCGGGAGACGAUCUUGAACGAUCGGUGGUAACCUUGAACGUCAACGCGAGUAAACGUGGCGCGAGUAAAUAUUGUUGACUGAUCUGAGAUUAAGUGAGGGACGAAGAUGAAGAGAAAAUUGGACAAGGAGAAUAUCACUGAAGACGGUAUCGUCGACGGGAAUAUUCAGGAACCUUCCGAUCUGCGAGGUGACGAGAAAAACAUCGCGAUAUUGUUCUUCUUGUACUUGCUGCAGGGCAUCCCGUUGGGAUUAUGCGGUUCGAUUCCCAUGUUGUUGCAGAACAGAGGGGUUUCUUAUCGGCAACAGGCAGAAUUUAGUUUUGUACAAUGGCCGUUCUCGUUGAAGCUCUUUUGGGCACCCAUAGUAGAUUCCAUUUUUUCCCAAAAGUUCGGACGAAGGAAAACAUGGUUAAUCCCUACCCAGUACCUAAUGGGUAUGUUUAUGCUCCUUCUGUCGAAUUACGUUGAACACUGGCUGGGUAAAGAGCACGAGAAGCCCAAUAUCGAAAUGCUGACCGCAUUAUUCUUCUUAUUGAACGUACUUGCCGCGACUCAGGACAUUGUAGUUGACGGAUGGGCGCUUACGAUGCUUAAAAGGUGCAACGUCGGAUAUGCGUCCACCUGUAACAGCGUCGGCCAAACGGCAGGCUACUUCAUCGGCUACGUGUUGUUUAUUUCGCUGGAAUCUGCUGAAUUUUGCAAUAGCUAUUUAAGAUCAGUCCCUUCCGACGUGGGCAUGCUAACUCUACCUGGGUUUUUGUACUUUUGGGGCUGGGCGUUUCUCGUUAUGACAACGUUUAUCGCGUUAUUCAAACACGAAAAUAAGGGCAGAGUAUCCAAAGGCGAAGAGCUAAAUGUGAAUAUUAAGCACGCGUACAAAUUAUUGUGGGAUAUAGUUAGAUUACCAGCCAUAAAGACCACGAUUAUAUUCCUCUUGACUGCAAAGAUUGGAUUUUCGGCAUGCGAUGCAGUGACUGGUUUGAAGCUUAUAGAAGCCGGAAUUCCCAAGGAAGAGUUCGCUUUUAUGGCCGUGCCGAUGAUACCACUGCAAAUAAUUUUACCAUUAGUAAUUUCGAAAUAUACUGCUGGGCCAAGACCUAUGGACGUUUAUAUGAAAGCUAUGCCUUACAGGUUGGCUUUCGGCUUAAUAGCAGCUUUUUUGGUGUGGAUUACACCGUUCGUUGUAACCAACGGAUACGUUCCAGCUUAUUAUUUCGUCGUAUUGAUAGCUCUCUACUUCAUACAUCAGAUUUCUGCAAGCAGUAUGUUCGUGGCAUCCAUGGCUUUUUUCGCAAAGGUCAGCGAUCCGGCUGUUGGUGGCACUUACAUGACAUUGCUCAAUACUUUAUGCAAUCUCGGUGGAAAUUGGCCUGCCACGGCAGCGCUUUGGUUCGUCGAUCCCUUAACAUUUAGGCAAUGCAGUACCGACUAUACAAAUGAUUGUAGCACAAUUACAGAGAGAGAGCUUUGUGCGAAUACCGAUAAUGGUGUUUGCGUCAUGCAGCUCGAUGGUUAUUACAUAGAGAGCCUUCUCUGCUUAAUCAUAGGCUUUUCCUGGCUUAGGUGGGGUCGUAGAAAAAUUAAUAUACUACAAGCGAAACCGAUGUCCGCUUGGAAAAUCGUAGUUAAUCGUAAUAACAGAUAACAUAUCAGCACAAUGUUAUAGACUCAUUUAACAUUGGUACCUGUAAAAUUAUUAGAAAAUUUUUUAUACGAUGAGUUGACGCAAUAUUCGGUGUAUCUACCGAAUUGAAUUUGGUUAGUAAAUAAAUUAAAAACACUGAGAGUUUUACGCUCACAAAAAGCUAACGUAAGAUGCAUGAAGUCCAGUCUACAAGUUAAAAAUCGCAUUGAUCCAUAACAACUUUGUGAACACACUGUAUAUUUAUCUAUAUAUAGGACAUGUGCAUGCAUCAUUUCCUGCACGUUUAUCAAGUGUUCCAGUUUUGUAAAUGUGCAUGAGGUGAAUCGAUAACGAUUCGCCUCAAAAAACAAUAUGUAACCUAUUAUAGAAUAUAUAUAUAUAUGUACAGAAUAUAUAGACUUUACAGGAAAAGAAAACAAAAUACUAUAAUCAUAAAUGAAUAUUCCAUGCCUAAUAAAAUGAUCUCUAUUUGGUUGUUAUCCUUAUUUCCUUGAUUUAAAUUAUGCAAUAUUUAAUGAUAUAAUGAUUUAAUGAGAUAUAUUACAAUAUUAUACAUAUAUAUAUACAUAUAUAUGUAUAUGUAACAUUUGUGUAAAAUUAUUUAUGUAUACUAGGAAAAAUAUAUAUUAUAACAUGUAUAUAUAUUAAAUAUAUAAUAUUAAAUAGUAUAAUUUUAUUAUAUAAUAUGUAUAUAAUAUUUUAUUAUAUAAUAACGUAUAUUUCCUUUCUCCUUAUAUAUUUGUUAUACAUAUAUAUUUAUUUGUCAACUAACUGCCGAGUAAAAUAUAUUACAUUACGAGAGAAACAUAAUGUUCAACAUAAUAUUUUUUACAUAGCGUUAUGUAUCAUUUAGCUGUAAAUAAAAUUGAAAGUAUUUUAUGUAUGCGCAUAGAAAUUAAUGAAUAUUUAAUGCAGGAUGUGUUAACAAAAGUCUUUCGUAUAAAAAGAGAAUUGAAACUAA
This is a messenger RNA of Cataglyphis hispanica, 2983 nucleotides long. Its product is annotated as acetyl-coenzyme A transporter 1. NCBI's taxonomy places the organism in Eukaryota, Metazoa, Arthropoda, Insecta, Hymenoptera, Formicidae. The record is from RefSeq and is a predicted model, not a curated record. The coding region runs from base 484 to 2022 and encodes 512 amino acids. Gene Ontology annotation, cellular component: membrane. The transcript is spliced from 8 exons. Gene Ontology annotation, molecular function: acetyl-CoA transmembrane transporter activity.